AUGAGCCGGCCCAGCCGACUGCAGAGGCAGGUUCUUAGCCUGUACCGCGAACUGCUGCGCGCCGGGCGCGGGAAGCCGGGGGCCGAGGCGCGGGUGCGGGCCGAGUUUCGGCAGCACGCCUGCCUGCCGCGCUCCGACGUCCUGCGCAUCGAAUACCUGUACCGCCGCGGGAGGCGCCAGCUCCAGCUGCUACGCUCCGGCCACGCCAAGACCCUGGACGCCUUCGAGCGCCGGCAGGGCGCGAACGAGGAGCCAGGCGAAGCGGGGGCCUCUACGACUCGGCCUCAGGAGAAUGACGAUUCGAGGAACCCUCUCGAAUGGAGUCACCGGAAAUCCCGCCGGAUGGACGGUGACAGGCCGAAGAGCUCAGAUGGAGCAGGGGAACGGUGGGGCGGGAUCGCUUGA
Messenger RNA from Pipistrellus nathusii (Nathusius's pipistrelle), 405 nucleotides. The record is from the annotation of a GenBank genome assembly. Lineage: Eukaryota; Metazoa; Chordata; Mammalia; Chiroptera; Vespertilionidae.